This is a messenger RNA of Gossypium arboreum, 1179 nucleotides long. Its product is annotated as serine/threonine-protein phosphatase 7 long form homolog. Bases 1 to 1179 code for a protein of 392 amino acids. The record is from RefSeq and is a predicted model, not a curated record. Lineage: Eukaryota; Viridiplantae; Streptophyta; Magnoliopsida; Malvales; Malvaceae. The transcript is spliced from 3 exons. Gene Ontology annotation, biological process: meristem maintenance; meristem development.
AUGACUGGUCCUCCAUCACUUUUGAUAAAGGAUUACCUACGGGAAGCGGGUUUUUGGCACGUGGCGAUGAUAGGCCGGGGGUGCAAGUUGGACCUGAAACUUAUUAGUGCGUUGAUAGAAAGGUGGAGACCCGAGACACACACAUUUCAUCUUCCAUGUGGUGAGUGCACUAUCACUUUGGAAGACGUGCAUUUGCAAUUAGAAUUGCCGAUGGACGGGGACGCAAUCACUGGGUCCAUUCAUUCUGCUAAUUGGGGAGCGGUAUGCUACGAGCUUUUCGAUGCUAUUCCAGACAAUAUUAACGGAGGUCGGAUCGAGAUGGGCUGGUUACGAGACACAUUUUCGGAGCCGGAUGAUGAUUCUACCGAACUAGAAAAAAUUCGAUAUGCUCGAGCAUACAUUCUUCAAAUAAUUGGAGGUUAUCUGAUGCCGGACUUGUCACAAAACCUUGUAAAUCUGAGAUGGCUGCUGAAACUCGUUGAUUUUAGAGCAGCUGGUGAAUUUAGUUGGGGGUCUGUCGUGUUGGCAACAUUGUACCGGGAGAUGUGCUGGGCUACGCGACCAAAUAAAGCGAAAAUCGGAGAUUGCCUAUCACUACUGAAAUCAUGGGCACGGUGGAACCAUUCGGCAAGUUAUGCUCGAUUACCUACCUGUCUUGAAGAUAUACGGCUUCUAUUAGAUCAACGAUCGGAAGCACAAUCCCAUUGGUCAACUUCGCUAUUGGAGAUGCACCAAUUAGACAGAGUAUUACGGCAAUUUGGAUUCCGACAACCGAUUCCUGUGGCACCUGAGGUGUUGGAUGAUCAUCACAAAAUCGAGUUACGGCAAUUGCAUACAGAUUGGCCGAGAUUCUGGUCACACUAUAUCCAAAUGUGGGAAGAUCGGUAUGAUUAUAUACCUACUCGGGAACCGAUCAUCACUCCAGAGUUGGCGUGCGUUCCGGAAUACGUGUCAUGGUUUAAGAUCCAUGGCAAGCCAUAUUUACUGUCAGAAGAGGAGAGGCAGCGGCAAUUGCGUGUCCAAAGGGAACGACGUGGCCCUUUAAAUCCUAGAAGAAGGGACGACGAUGCAGGCCCAUCAACAGCGCCACACAAUCACCCGCCCAAAGAACAGGACCUACAUAUCCACCGGCCCAACAGUUCAACCGUCGACACCCACAAAGACAACCUCUUGAGAUGA